UUCCCAUUGUUCUUCUUCUUCCCUACCCAAAACUUUAGCAUGCCAGAAUUAAAAGCAAAGCUGCCAUGGUUGGGUCAGCUAAUGGCCGCUUUUGCUUUAGUUGUAUUUGUAUUUCCUGGUGCUUGCCUCGCCAGGCAUGUAAAUCAGGAUUGUGGGUCUGUUUCCUGUGGAAGAUUGAAUAUCAGUUACCCACUCCGAUUGAAAAACCAACCUCCUCACUGUGGUGACCGUAGGUAUGAACUUGAGUGUGAGAAAAAUAACCGCACCACUUUGGUUUUGAGAGAGGGGAAAUUCUCAGUGGAAGACAUCUCUUAUGAAAAUUAUACGAUGCGAGUGGUUGAUGGGGGGCUCGACAUGGAUGAUUGCAACUCCCUUCCUCUCACUUCCGUAUAUUAUUCUUAUUAUCCUCACUGUUGCACGAAACCUAUAGAGUCAGCUCUCUAUAUUCCAGCAUCUCGUUGUAGGAUCAACUCCAAUGCCUCUUCCUAUUUCUACUUUUUAGACGGAGGAACUCCGCUGUCUGAUUUCAGUCAAUCCUGCACCUUGAAAGCGGAGGUUCCAAUUGGGGUUUAUAGUAUCUCGGGCAUGUCUACGUUGGAUAUCUACAAUAAGCUAUCUCAAGGUGUUCUUCUUACAUGGAUGACGGAGUCCUACUUGAAGGAGUAUUGCACAUACACCAGCAACAAAGUUUCAUUUCAAGACGUGUUACAUACUUGCAAGCCUUCCCACAAGCCUUGCUAUAUGCCUUGGAAAACUAUGUGGAGCUUCGUGCAUUACUUGUUCAAUGGCCCCAUAUACUCCCAUAUAUCUAUCCAAACCACCUUGCUCGCGUUUUAUGUGUUGGAGUAACAGUUGGACUCAUCAUGCUGAGGACCCUGCUCGGAAUACUUUUUGGUUGUGCUUGUUAUCUACAAGUGGAGAAGAAG
This is a messenger RNA of Hibiscus syriacus, 926 nucleotides long. RefSeq lists its product as uncharacterized. The transcript is spliced from 4 exons. Gene Ontology annotation, molecular function: polysaccharide binding. Bases 40 to 849 code for a protein of 269 amino acids. NCBI's taxonomy places the organism in Eukaryota, Viridiplantae, Streptophyta, Magnoliopsida, Malvales, Malvaceae. The record is from RefSeq and is a predicted model, not a curated record.